Trichobilharzia regenti is the source of this 597-nucleotide messenger RNA. The record is from the annotation of a GenBank genome assembly. NCBI's taxonomy places the organism in Eukaryota, Metazoa, Platyhelminthes, Trematoda, Strigeidida, Schistosomatidae.
AUGGUAUUUCCCACACUGAUUACCCAUUUGAAUGUGACAUAUGGAAGUAGAGGUGGGGCAGUUGUUAUGGCAGCUAUCUGUUUACAUUUACUUGUGACUGUCGCAUUGAUGCCAAGGUAUGUCAUUGAUCCAGAUUCCCCCCAACUGGCGGUUGUCAGUGAUGGGAAAACAACGGAAAAUAGUAAUAGUAAUAAUAAUAAUAAAACAAGUAAAAAUAAUAGUUCACAUAAAAAGGCGAAAUCGAAAGAAGGCAAACAGUUGUUAUCUGUUAUGGAUUCGUUAAACAAUUCACAAGAUGGUAAAGAUGAAAGUGUUGGUGUUAAAAACACAACGCUGAAUAACCCGGUGGAUAAGUUUUUCUCAGGGUUAGAUGAUCAAAGAGAUGUUAUUCAUUCAGGGAAGAAUAUUGAUUCGUCAAUGGAUGUUUUAUCGACAUCCACAGUGUCAAAAGCCUCUUCUUCUGUAGGGUCGUCAGAAUCUCCUAAUGCGAAACGGCUAACACGUGCAUUAUUGAUUGUAUAUAUAGUGGCUAAAGCGUUUGGAGAUGUUCGCCAUGUGAGUGUAUCGUUCAUCGCGCCUCUGUUUGGAACGGAAUAA